Molecule: messenger RNA, 1911 nt
Organism: Colletotrichum orchidophilum
Lineage: Eukaryota; Fungi; Ascomycota; Sordariomycetes; Glomerellales; Glomerellaceae
Exons: 4
Coding region: 1-1911 (636 amino acids)
Source: RefSeq, a predicted model, not a curated record
AUGCUUGCGUCACGACAACAUACCUGUGGUGCGCCAAACGGAAUCCCACCAACGACGAUGACCAUGGACUCGGCAAAUGAAACUGGGGAAGACGGUCCAUCAACGAGAUCGUUUGCCCCACUUCUCAUCGAAGAGAGGAAGCCGCUCAAGGAGACUACCCAGUUCAAGUUGACCAAAUUUCGACACAGUUUGUGGGAUAGGAGACAAUGGAGGGAAGCUUUUGUCGCCGCAUUCAGAGACAUCCGAGCAAUUCGCUGGUUCGCUGUACUCGUGUGGACAUUGGCUAUAGGAUGGAUGGCAGGACUCUGCACCUUGCUAGUCUUUAUCAGCAGCACAAAGCUAUAUAGGGAUUCGGCCUGCAAACCGGACGGCAGUUUCGACGUGAACAAGAAUCAGUAUAACCUCUGGUCUUCCUCUGGAUUCUUCCAGAUCAUCCUGGCAUGGGGCAGGUUUUCCUUUGCGGAUGCCAAAGUCAUUGACGUCGCGUGGGAUGUGAUCUUUGGCCGUGGAGGACAGGCUCUGCUGACCUGGAUCUCUUGGCAGGUGUUUGCCGACUACACCACCACGUCGAUGCAAGUCAAGCCUGUGACGUACGACUUCUUCUGUACAAUAUUCCUCCAGGAUCAGCCGGGUUUCAGGUCGACGUGGCAAAUGAUACGGGACUUUGCUCGUUCGCGAGGGUUGAGAUCUCGGUUCAUGAUGGUGAUCAUGGUCUUGGUCACCAUCUUCAUCCUGUGUUUCCCUACCUUGGGCAGUGCAAUGACAGGCUACGUGGCGAAUAACGACGCGUAUGUCCAGAAUUAUCAAGGCGCGUUAAUACCCUUCAACGAUUUCAAGGUUGUUGGGUUUGUCAUCCACGACGGCUGGAGGAUCGGAAUGGAGGGCGAUACCAUGCUCACAUUUCCUGAUUCUGAUUUUGGACAAGACGACAACGGCUAUAGCGGAAGCUCGUAUGAGCAGAAACUCGGUUGCAUGGAAGAUGAUCCGAGCUACCCUUAUCGCCGGUACACUUUCAACGAGUCUACGCCCGAUAUGGAGAGAUGUUCAAUGUACCGGAACGUUUCAAACUAUGUGUGCGAAUACGGGUUCUACGGUGUGGAAAAUAAAAACACCACUUGGAUGAACGAAACCAUCCCGGCUCCUGCCCUCAACAUAUCAUCUUCCUGGCUGAAGCCCACCAGGCUCGUUUCCGGCUGGAAAUGGACAGAUUCUGGCACGGACUCGAGGCCUGAAGAAGUCGAAAGCAACAUGACUUACGCCUCCGGCAACGAGACCUACACCAAGAACUACAUGAAGGCUUUUGGAAGUUGUCAACCCAUGAGCGAUCACGGAAACGGCACCGAUGCCGCGCGAGAGAGCUACCAAUGGGGCUUCUCUUAUCUGCAACUCUACAUCCUCAUCCUCUUGCUCGUGCUUUGGACGUUGAGUCUUGCUUACAUGUGGCUCAAGGCACGACUGACAAGGGGAAUGCGACAAAGGUACGACGUGCCGAGGGGCUACAAGGGCGUGUUGACAAUGUCGGAUGCCAUGCGGAAGGAGCUGCAGGAGACUGAUCCCGACCAGCUCUCCCACGAUCAGCUCUCGGCAGAAAUCAAAAAGAGGCUCAAGGGCGGAAGCAUGCAGCUGGAGCUGACACACUCACCGGCAACGUAUGGCUUCUGGCGGGCGUCUUGGAUGUGGUUCAAGGAGGAGAAGUGGUGGGUAGGCGCCAUCUUGUUGAUGUUGGGGCUGUCGCUGACGCUGAUGCACUUGGAUUUCCUAUUUGGGUUGUGGCUGUUGGUCCCAAUGAUGUCUCACCUGCUUGCGUUGAUGAUAGGCCGGUCCAAGAAAAGUAGGAUCGUCAUCUCCCUCGUCAGUUCUGUUGUGGGAACGAUCAGUUUUUUGGGACCCUUCAAGUUAUUAACAAGGUGA